AUGUUGGCAAUCGAUGAACUUCUCAAGUAUAUCACUAAUAGUUCACCUGGAAUCAAACGUCUCCGUUUGACAAACAAGGGAUUAAUUGAAGCUGCUUCCAAACCUCAGCUGCUAGAGGACCUUGAAAUUUCAAGAUCACCAAGGUCAUACUCGCGUCAAACUCUAGAAGUGAUUGGGCGCUCUUGCCCUCUUUUAACAACAUUCAAGUAUAAUGGCAGCUGGCAGAGAUUUUACAAACAUAGGGGUACUAAUGAAGAUGCACUUGCCAUAGCGGAAACAAUGCAUGGUUUACGCCAAUUACAGCUUUUUGGGAAUGCAGUGACUAAUGAUGGCUUGGCGAAGAUUCUUGAUUGUUGCCCUCAUCUUGAGUCACUUGAUCUGCGGGAUUGUUUCAAUCUUAAUCUGGGAGGAGAUUUGGAAAUAAGAUGUUCUAAACAAAUUAAAAGACUGCAGCUUCCAGAGGAUUGUCCUGAUGAUGAUUCUGAAUCAACCGAGUCUUUUGGAGCAUAUGAAUUUCGAUGCUUUACUAUGUACAUAUAG
This is a messenger RNA of Rosa rugosa (rugosa rose), 540 nucleotides long. Its product is annotated as putative F-box/LRR-repeat protein 23. NCBI's taxonomy places the organism in Eukaryota, Viridiplantae, Streptophyta, Magnoliopsida, Rosales, Rosaceae. The record is from RefSeq and is a predicted model, not a curated record. The transcript has 2 exons. Bases 1 to 540 code for a protein of 179 amino acids.